This is a messenger RNA of Enterospora canceri, 240 nucleotides long. Lineage: Eukaryota; Fungi; Microsporidia; Enterocytozoonidae. The record is from the annotation of a GenBank genome assembly.
AUGUUCCAGGUACAGUUGCAGCAAGUUAAAUAUAAACAGUUCAAUAGCAAAUUAGGUCUGGAAAUGGGUAUUAAUUUGAUUAAGACAAAUGAAAAUGUUUGUGUCAUCAGGUUACUGGACAAUAUCAACUUCUUUGUUGAAGAGAGCAGCAACCCAAUGAUUGGUACAGAACAAGCGAUGGUCGCAUACAACAAAAGAAAGGCUGCAAUUGAAACAGAUGGUAAAGAAAUAAGAAGUUGA